CUAAAACCUUAUCUCUGAUUGGUGCAGAUACACAUUCCGCGGGAAAUUGAACCAAUCAUCAAUAGCAUCACAUAAAAAUAUGUUAAUUAGGCCGGUUGACCCCUGUUGACCCAAUAACAGGAAGCAAGAUGGCGGGUUCUCAGGCGUAUCCACUAAAUUCCCUCGAACAAACGGAAGACCUGAAGGCGUUUGAAAGGAGGUUGAUGGAGUAUGUAGCAUCUCUUGGGCCGUCCACAGGCAGAUGCAGAAUUAUCCUGAUUGUCGUGUCUGUGUGUACAGCAACGGGGGCGUGGGGCUGGCUGCUGGACCCUCGCACUUCUCAGGUCUCUUUCCUGCAGUCCCUCUGGAACCAUCCCUUCUUCACACUCAGCUGCAUCGUGCUGGUGGGCCUGUUCUUGGCGGGGAUUCACAAACGAGUCGUCGCUCCUUCCAUAAUAGCACAGAGAUGUCGGACAGUUCUAGCUGACUACAACAUGUCAUGUGAUGAUACCGGUAAGCUGAUCCUGAAGCCCCGUCCUGCGAACACAUGACAGUUACCUGCAGGGGAGGGGCACAUCCGGGCCAGGGGGAGGGUGCUGUGGGUCAGGAGGGGGUCUGACGUGUGGGGUCCUCCCCAGUAGCCAUGUACACAUUCUGUUCUAGCUUCCAUGCUGAAUAGUCUGGCAUCAUUAAUUAUUUCAGGUAAAUGUAAAUGUUUCUCAGAGGAAGUGUAACAGGGAUUGAACUUCUGAACAUAGUGUAAUCUCUGAUACCAUGACUCCAUCGCGUCCUUGUGCGGACGCAGGAGUCUAUUGUUAGUGGGAGUGCUGAUUGCGAGAAGGAUGUGUCUCGUGCAGGUAGAAUGAUCACUUCCAACAACAAACGCCGGGACUUGUGGAAGGCCGCGAAGGAGGCUAGCCUUUUGAGAGGACUUUAGAACUAAGAGCUCUCCGUCAAAUUUUUGGCAAAUAUUAAAAUGCCAGCUGAUUUUCUAGAACAAGCUAGAAUAGAAUGGAUACUAUGCUGUACGAAAAAUUUUCUUGAAGGAAAAGUGUGUUGUACAGGAAAGAGUAGGUUGCAAGUGGAAGCUAGAUAAAUGAAGCUACUUUUUUUUUCAAUUUUGUAAAAAGAUUUGCAAUAUUACUUGUCAUGAACAAAACCAGGAGUGGGCAUUGAGAUAACUGUGGAUAUUAAAUGUUUGUCAUUGGAUACAUGUACAUGUAUAUUCAUUUUGCUUGACUACUCAAGUCACAUUUCCAAAGUCAUGUACAGAAGUAGUGAAUUAUUCUUCCUAAGAAGGCUGAGAAGUUGCACAGCAGAAAAUUUGAUCCUUUCACUUCUGCUUUUGUUGAAACUGGUUUACAGUAGUGUUUGCAUCUAAUGACAAGUUUCAUUACCAAAUUUGCAUCGUACUUAAAUUUUUUAACAUUAAAUUGUAAUAAUCAUUUCUUCCAUUGGUCCUAAACGCAGGAUAGAUCAAUGAUUCUCUUAUGUCCAUCACUGAUGCAUUUAUUGUACUGUAAUAUACUGAAUGUAAGGCACAAGUCACUGAAGUUACUCAUAACAACUGGAUGGAUUUGUAAAGUUGUAUCUGCAAUGGCCAAAGCUUCCACAUGUAGACUAGACAGAGUACUAGACCAUCUUGUCACUAUUUGACUGUCAGCAUGGAAAAAUUUUGUUUUGUACAGUGUACAUAUGCUUUAGUCUGUAGAAACUUAUGCCUUGGACAUUAUUAGAAUUGAGAAAGAAGGCUACAAAUGUACAAAAUUAAAUGGCCAUUCUAAUACUUA
Molecule: messenger RNA, 1769 nt
Organism: Branchiostoma floridae (Florida lancelet)
Lineage: Eukaryota; Metazoa; Chordata; Leptocardii; Amphioxiformes; Branchiostomatidae
Product: nuclear envelope phosphatase-regulatory subunit 1-like
Exons: 6
Coding region: 129-530 (133 amino acids)
Cellular component (GO): cytoplasm; Nem1-Spo7 phosphatase complex
Source: RefSeq, a predicted model, not a curated record